This is a messenger RNA of Notolabrus celidotus (New Zealand spotty), 2080 nucleotides long. Its product is annotated as nucleolar protein 9. The transcript is spliced from 12 exons. Gene Ontology annotation, biological process: endonucleolytic cleavage to generate mature 5'-end of SSU-rRNA from (SSU-rRNA, 5.8S rRNA, LSU-rRNA); endonucleolytic cleavage in 5'-ETS of tricistronic rRNA transcript (SSU-rRNA, 5.8S rRNA, LSU-rRNA); endonucleolytic cleavage in ITS1 to separate SSU-rRNA from 5.8S rRNA and LSU-rRNA from tricistronic rRNA transcript (SSU-rRNA, 5.8S rRNA, LSU-rRNA). Gene Ontology annotation, cellular component: 90S preribosome; preribosome, small subunit precursor; nucleolus. NCBI's taxonomy places the organism in Eukaryota, Metazoa, Chordata, Actinopteri, Labriformes, Labridae. Bases 168 to 2009 code for a protein of 613 amino acids. Gene Ontology annotation, molecular function: RNA binding. The record is from RefSeq and is a predicted model, not a curated record.
AAAGACCUUUCAAAGGUCUGUAGUCUCCUCCCUUCUACGUCAUCACCACGCGUCUACAACACACCGCUCUGCUUUACACGUCUCACACCUCAAGAUCAACCUGUGCAUCCUCUCUAACAAGACCAACACAUUGUACCUGUAACCCGCUGACAAUAAGAUCGGGCGCUAUGUUGGCAGAAGACAGGAAGCCACAGAAAGGAGGAGGAAAGAAGAGGAGGCACCCCGGUGAUGAUGGAGAAGGUGGAGAGAGGAAGAAGUGGGGAGGUGAAGAAGGAGAAAAGGGUCCAGGAGAUGGUGGCCGCAAGCGUCUGGACGCCUUGAGUGUGGGAUAUUUCCGCCGAGUCGGGGAAAGACUCAGUGAAGGCUUUGAAGAUAAUGAGGAGAGAGAGAUGUUUGUGGAAAACGUCCUCACUGAAGUCAAAGGUAAAGCGACCCUGGUGGCGAUGGACCGCACAGGAAGCAUCACUCUGCAGCGACUGCUCCCAUUCUCCAGUCUCGACCAGGUGGGAGAGGUGCUGGCUGAACUGGGUGGAGAAUCGGGGUCGGAGUUGAAGGCGGUGGCUUGCAACCAGUGUGGGGGUCAUGUGGUGGAGAGUGCAGUCAGACAGAUAUCCAGGUGGUCAGAGUCAUCACAGAAGGAAUCGUCUUCUACCACAGAAGAAGAGGAGGAUGAGUGUGGAGUGUUGGAGGCUCAGGUGUUGUCUUUCAGCCAGGUGGUGAGAGAAAACAGCGCAGAGUUCAUCAAACACAUUCAUGGCUCACAUGUGGUCCGCACACUUCUACACGUGCUGGCAGGCUGCAUCGGACCGCCACGCACUGAAUCUCGACCAGGCUCAAAAGAACGAAACGUUGCUCCUCAGCUGACAGACUUUGAGAUUCCCACGUCGUUUUGGUACGAGCUGAAGAGCCUCACAGAGACCCUGAUGGAAAACAUAAACUUGAGUGUGACAGAUGCUGCUGCCAGUGCAGUUUUUCAGACCAUGUUGACCGUUUGUCACAGAAAACGUCCCAAACUCUGCAAACAGCUCCUCAAAGGCAUCAUGCAGUACCUGACAAGUCGCAGUGCCGCUCCAGGAGUCAGUCCGCUUCUGGUCUUUCUCAAAGAUCACGCCUCCAGCCGCCUCAUUGAGACCAUCAUUCAGCUUUCCCACAAGUCCCUUCUUCGUGACAUCUACAAAAACCACCUGAAGGGUCAGAUGGUGGACUUGGCUCUCCAUCCGAUUGCCAACUUCCCCAUACAGAGGCUGACUGCGGCUUCUGCGAAAUACCAAAUGUUCCUAAAGUUGUUUGACGAGCUGAUCCAAGGAGUGGAGGCCAUCUUGGCUUCAGGUCACAUGGGUGUGAUCGUCCAGCUGGCAGAGAGCUGUGCAGAGAGCGGAGAGAAACAGGAAGACUUGAUGCAGAGCCUCCUCCGUGCGUUUCACUGUGCUGAGCCAGGCUCUCGACACGUCAGCUGCCUCCCUCUCUUCAUGUCCCUGCUCACCUAUGAGGUGUACUACCACUCUGACGCAGCAGAGGGCAGCACACAGACAGAGGUCCCACUCUCCUCCAUCUGUUACCACGGCUCCCGCCUCGUCCAGGCACUGUCCAAGUUCAAAGAGCGCUCGCACCUCCUCAGCAGCCUGCGCACUCUGACCCCAGCUGACCUCCUGACCUUGGCCUCAGACCCGUCAGGCAGCCAUGUGCUGCAGGCCCUCAUCACCACAUCAAGCGACAAGGGGAGAGGGAAGAUCCUCAAGAGACUGGAGGGUCAGUAUGUUCAGAUGGCGUGCUCACGGUUGGGGAGUCGGGUGCUGGAGGCCAUAUGGAACAGCGCUACAGUCAGUCACAGGCAGAGCAUCGCACAGGAGCUAGUGCAGAACGAGAACCAGCUGAGGUCGGAUCAGUUUGCUCGACACGUGUGGGCCAAAUUCGCCCUCACACACUUCAUUCACAGAAAAGCCCACUGGCAGGAAAUCCAGACCGGGGAGUCUAAGAAGAGGAAGCUGUUCAGUGACAUUCUGGAGUAGAAAAUACAUAUUUAUAAGUUUUUUUGCAAAGUAAUCAGACUUAAAAUAAAGCAGAACGUUUUUCCUGUUAA